AUGGUCCCUGAAGAAAUCUACGAAAUAUGUCUGCCGAUUCUCGAGGAUGGCUCCACCGGAGAGGAAGAAAAGGCCGAAAAGCUUGAACUCCUCCUUCGGGAGAAGGUCUCCUUGUUAGGCAGCUCAUUGGAGAAUGCGAUAUUGGAUGUGCUGUGGCGUCAUCGUAGCUCCACCAAGCCUGACUCCUCACCCCCCCUCCGCCAUACGGUUAUUCGCCGCGCUUCACCCGCCCCUUGGCAGAUCCCACGUGCCUCCACUCCUCUCUCCCCUCCAUCCAACUCGGGAACGAGCCCCGCUGCUCCGCCCGGGUUCCCUGUCCCGCGAGGAGGCUUUCCUCGCGCACCCCGGUCCCUAACCGCAUCUCCUUUUACAUCACCUCGCCCAUCCCCACGCCUUGCCCUGGCACAUCCUAUCCCCCACAGCCCAAGCCUUAGCGCCUACGAAUUUUCCGAUCAAACUUCCGCUCCUGAAAUAUACGGCGACCUCGGUAGCGAUAAUGUGGACUGGCUAGUAAAUGACGAUGCAAGGAGUGUGACUCCCUCGAUAGGCCUAAGCGGGGCUGCUCCAGAGUGGGCUGCGCCACCUGAUAUGAGCCCCUACGACAUUCUGAGAUCCGUUCUCGGGAAUCGCAGAACAAAUGAAGACAUUGAACAAGCUCUAGAGGCAAAUGGAUAUGAUCUGGGAGCUACAAUUGCUGUCCUCGCGAAUCAAGAGGAGGAAAAUGCGGUUGCUCCCACCAACGAGGCUCGAAUUUUAGUGGGGAAAUCCAUGGCAAUGGACCAAAUGCGCCCCGUCACGCCGUCUACCCAAACACGAAGUCCCGUGGUCUGCAAGUACUGGUUGUCGACUGGACAGUGCCUCAGGGCUGACUGCCGGUUCAGUCAUGAUUUGACUGGCCACAUUUGCAAGUACUGGUUGCAGGGCAGCUGUCUUGCUGGUGAUGGUUGCCCCUUUUCUCAUGACCCUUCAACCCUGGUUGGAGCACUGACGAUAAGCAGCCACAAUGGAGCUAACAUGGGUGGUUUUGUUGACGGUUUUGUUGACAACACUCAGCCAGCAUACCAAUUUCAGGAUAAUUACGAUUCCUUUCCUGCUCUACAACCUUCGAAUAUGGAAACUUGGCCCAAUGCUGGUCCGUACCAGCGCCACAAACAUACAGGCCAAUACCAUGGUACAUCUUCCCCAAAUUUUAGGAACAAAAACAGUUCCUUAAGUCAAGCAAGCCGCCCACACUCGCGGCCAACAAGUCGACAUCAAAAUCGUGAAUUAAACCCUGCAGCUUUAUCAGUCGACGACCCCGAAGCAUUUCCCACUCUAUCUGCGGUAAAGGGGGCAGGGAAGAAACAUCAUGGGAAACGGGGGAAUGGACACCACCGCGAUCAUUCUGGACACAAGGAAAAUAAUCCUUCCUCGCUGGCUGAUGUUGUCCGCAUGUCUCCGUCUCCAGCGCCAGGUCAUCGGAAAGGUACUCCUAAAUCUAAUCGCACGUACACUACAAAUCGCGAAAAUAGCGCUGCGGCGCAGGCAAUUCCUACACCUAAACACAUUCCAUGGCUUGAAACGGGAAAUCGCGUCAAUCAGCAGUAUCUCAAAUAUCGCCAUGAUGCCAUUACUCAUGGUAACGUGCGAAAUAAGUUUUUGCAAAGGAACGAUGCUCGUGCAGCCAAAGCUCUGUCGCUCCGUGGGCAAGCUGAGAACGAGGCUAUGCGUCGCGCGCAUCGUGAGGCGGCUCGGCAUCUUUAUGAAGAACGAAACAAGCAUCUGAGUAAUAGCAGCGACGACGAACUGUAUGUUGACCUUCACGGCCUGCACCCCAGCGAGGCAAUUGAAUAUCUGGAGAAUAUCCUACUUGAGCACGCGAAACUUGGCCGCCGGGUGCUCUACGCUAUCACCGGCACAGGACAUCACAGUAAAAAUGGCAAAGACAAAGUCGGCAAGGCGGUCAAAGCCUGGCUGAAUGAAUGGCGAUACGUUUUUCGUGAGUUUAGUGUCCCCGGUGAGCGUGGCGGCUACAUUGGCGGGGUCUUGGGGAUCGAUCCAACGAGCUAUGACCGGAACGCUGUCUCUGCGAAAUCCAAUGGGAAAGGGGGUUCGUCUACCGAUGGUGAUAGGAACAACCAAGGCACUAGCGAUGAGAAUUCGACAACUGCUAAUUCCAGCGCAGUUCUCACCAUGGGCAAGAUUCAGCUGUUAAAGAGAGAAGAUUCUGGUACAAAUGAAAAAUGA
Messenger RNA from Histoplasma capsulatum G186AR, 2226 nucleotides. RefSeq names its product CCCH zinc finger and SMR domain-containing protein. Gene Ontology annotation, biological process: negative regulation of DNA-templated transcription. The record is from RefSeq and is a predicted model, not a curated record. The coding region runs from base 1 to 2226 and encodes 741 amino acids. Gene Ontology annotation, cellular component: nucleus. The transcript has 3 exons. Gene Ontology annotation, molecular function: RNA binding; metal ion binding. Lineage: Eukaryota; Fungi; Ascomycota; Eurotiomycetes; Onygenales; Ajellomycetaceae.